ACGGGUCAAAGUGAGGUGUGGGGUCCCCUGCAGUUCCGUCGGCGGCCUGCAGGAGGCGCUGUUGAACGUGAGGUGCAGCGGGGACGCCAUCUUGAGGAGACCCCGAACGCAGCGCUCGCUGUCGGUGAUUGACAACAAUCUGAGGCGCAUCAUGAUGGGACUACUCACUGACAAGUGAAGCGGUGUCACUUCGGUUUGAGGUCACAGCAACUCCAGAGACAGAGGAGAAGCAGUCCGGCGAGUUUUGAUCGCUUCGGGUUGAUUUUUUCGUAAACAGAGGCUGUGGUGCUGCCUGAUGGCCGGUUAGCUCUUCUCUGGACUCCGCCGCGGCCUGCUCGGGAGGAGGAAGGGUGGUGACGGCGCAAAAUGCUCCACCGCUGACUCCCAACAAGACACUUACCCUUCCCACGGACUCGCUGCGAGUUGGACGACGAGCACAAUGCACUUAUAGAUUUUAAAGGCUCUUACCUUUCCUGAUUUUUUGUGUUGUUGUUGUGUGUGGAGGCUCUGAACGACGGUGAGUGCGGACCCGAAAAUUCAGCCGGAGACAUGUCAUCCAACUGCACCAGCUCAGCGCCCAUCAGCGCGAGCAAAACCAAGACAAAAAAGAAGCAUUUUAUAGGACAGAAAGUGAAACUUUUCCGUGCAAGUGAACCGAUCCUCAGCGUUUUAAUGUGGGGUGUGAACCAUACGGUGAGUGUGUGUUUGGUGUGUGCGCUGAGCGGUUUGUUUAUACUGCUGUUUUGAUUUAGCUAGCAUGCUAGCGUGUUAGCCUGCUGCUUCUUUCAACUGUCAACUUAGCUCUGAUACUCUUGCUUGUUUUCAUUUGUCUAAUUAAGGAAGAGUUGACAAAUAUGAAGUAGUUGCACCGGAGCCUUUUUAAGUGAUUCGCACUGAGCUGGUUGCUUUUAGAGAGUUUCAGCCCUCUGCUUGCUUGUUUGGUAGCUAGCUGCAGCUUUAUGUUGCCUGAAGCGUGCGUUUUGCAGCGAUUCAAAGCAUAUCUGUUCAAGCUUCUUCAGAAAAUGUGCAUCCCCGCUGCAGCUCGUGUUUAUCCUCUCAAUGCACAGCGUUAACAACUCACCAUCAUAAAUCUUUGAUGGUGAAGUGUUUGGGUGCCUAGUCGUGAGCUGCUGCGCUGUAGUGCAGGCAUGGAGUGGGAGGGGUGUGACAGCAGGCAGCCGGAGCAGCAGGUUACACUGAUUUUCAGUCCCACAGCUGCAGACACACACACAGACACAGCAGCAGCAGCAGCCUCCCUAUUGUUUCAGUAUAACUGCUCGGCGCUUGUAUUUGCAGCUCAGAUGCUUGAUGCCUGCAUUAAGUCGCGGCAGUUUAUCCCAUAGCAUCAGUUUCUCUAAAAAUAGAGGUGAAAAAAUAUAUCACAUUCACUUUUGGCUGAUGCUGCCUGUAGCUAUGAAAAGCCCUCCGAAGGGCAGAUUGGACACCAGUGAUGGAUGGAGUGGGUUUGCACCAGCAGUUUGGUCUUGCCUAAUUUGCGAAACACUUACUGUUUAGUCCACAGGUGUCAAACUCAAGGUGCGGGGAACCAAAUCUGGCCCACGAGAUCAUAUUAGAUUUGUAUUAUUAUUGGCCCACCAGCAUGAGGUCUGCAGAUUUCCUCCAGGAUGAUAAUAUAAACUUUAGCACCAUUAUUUAAAAUGUCCUUAAUAAACCACGAUAAUCUGAGAAAGUAAAGAGUAAGGAAGAUUGGAUAAAUAGUCAAGAAUGUGGGCCAAAAAUUAUCCAUAUUUCUAAUUUUGCAUCUCAAGAUUAUAAAUCAAACAUGAUUUGACUUUUUAUUUUGUGCCUUGUUUUUUUUUCAACUCAGUAUUUAGAUUUAUGUCAUUUUAAUCCUUUAGAUUCGAAUUUUAGAUUUUAAGUCAUAUUUUGACUUUAAACUCUUGAUUUCAAUGUUCUCCUUAUGUAUUUGCUCUUUAAAAGCAUUAUUUUUCUAUUUCUAAUAUCGUGGUUUGAUCUUUUGAACUAAUCAAUUGGAUAUUUUACGUUUAAUCUCAGACUGCCUUUAAAUUGAUCUUUUUUACCUUUUGAAUUUUCAAGUGGUUUAUAAUCAUGGCUGAUUUUGUUAUAUAUUUUGGAAGAAGGCUGACAGUUUAGGUUAAAUGUUAACCCUGUUUGGCCCUCAGGUUAGACUUAAAUCAAGAUUAUGGCCCUUGCUGUGGUUGAGUUUGAGUUGAGUUGUGGUUUAGUCAGACACCCACAUAGAUGUAAGGAAGCCCUCAAUGGACAUACAUCUGUUUAUUUUAUUUGCGUGUUUCACAAGAUGUCGAUUUAACCUCAGAUGAUAUGAUUGCUCACUUCACUUCACUUCAACUUUAUUAUGUCCCAAAACUGGGCAAACCGGGUUGCAGCAGGCACAGACAUUUAAAACACUGCCAUACAUCAUAAAAAAAUAAAUAAAUAAAAUAAAAUACAUCUCCUUAAAAAACAGUUCAGGAGGUAAAAAGUAUUAAAGAUGAUUUAGAAGGUAAAAAAAAGAAACAAAGUGCAAUGUGCUGUUUGCUUACCAAUAUAGAACCCCUAGAUGAAGCUUGAUCUAUAACAAUAAUAAUAAUAAUAAUAGUAAUAAUAAUAGUAAUAUACACCAUAUGCUAUCAGAAACAGUUAUCUUCUCCUAGAGUUUGGGAUGAAGGAAUUUGUUGUGGUUGUGGGAACUCACUUUGAGAUCGAAUGGACGCAGUUUUUUUAACUUUAACUUAGUUCAUAUCCCCUGAAUUGCAAAAUCCUCAAACAAAAAUAGGCUCAACUUCCCUUUAACAAAAGUAUGGCCAAAGCUGUUUUUUUCUGGCCAGUUGUUUUGUUUUUAGAUUGCUUUAAAAUCAUCUUGUUAUCAUGAGAAAAUGAGCUUUACUAACUUGUGACAACGUAGAAAAUAAGUUCUUAAGUGUGCUGGAAAACCUCCAAAAUGGUCAGCCAAAUUUCCAGUCAUGGAUAACUUAUUGUCAAUGAGAAAAAAUGCGAUAUGUUCAGGAAAAUUAGGAAGACUUUUUUCACACCCGUGUUCCCACAUAGAUGCAUGUUAUUGUCAUCUCAAAGGGCUAAAUUUUGUUGAUGGUUAACCAUGUCAGAAAGUAACAGUCGUUUGUGGACAGUUGUGCAAUGAAUAAGUCAGAUCAUAACAGUAGUACAUGCAGGCUGAAACUUCCAGUACUGUAAGAAAACAAUGUCCUAAAAACAUGCAUACUGUAGUUUUCAUUAGGUGUAUAGAUCUUCUAAAAAGGUGAAAGAGGAUAAACUGGUCAGCACAUUUUGCUCAUUUGCAGAAGUUGCUGAUGAGCAGAGUAGCUUCACUUGCAAAGAGUUCAAGUUUGGGAGUGGACUCUGGCCUGGAGUGCUGUUAUAAACAUGUGUUGGGCAUUGUUGGCAGAGUUUGAUGAUGAAUAGGAAGCUGUAGUUAAAAUAUGAACAGCAGCCAAACAGUGAGCCAGUCAAACACAGGCUAAACACAUGCAAGCAGUAUGAUUUAUGUCUUUGCCAGCAUUGUCUCCUAACAUGCUGUACAAAAGACUGUCACAUGACAUGAUAGGUUUAAACGUUUUUAUUGUGUUUACCAGCAACUCAACACUCUACGUAAUUUUGGGAUUAAAAUAUGCUGUAAUAGUCUGGACAGAGUCAGUGGCUGAGGAAAAUGGACACAACUUUAGAGUCAACUUAAAGCUCCUGCGAGGAGUGUUUUUGUGAUGCUGAAAUAGGCUGAAAUUUAUAUUGAUGCCUUUGUAUGAUACACAAAAGCUAAAAAGACCAUCAGUGACAAGACUGACCAUUUUUAUAUCAAUGUUAUUAAUGCCUGAAACUGCUGUGAGGGGGGAGGUGUCAGUUAUCUGCCAUUUUUUCAUUAGACUGUCAAAAGUCAGCAGGGGGAGAUUUUUUUUUGGAAUACAUUUAGAUCAGUGGUUCUCAAGUCCAGUCCUCGAGGCCCACUGUCCUGCAUGUUUUGGAUGUUUCCCUGCUCCAACACACCUGAUUCAAAUGAUCAGCUCGUUAUCAAGCUCUGUAAUGGCUUAGUAACGAGCUAAUCAUUUGAAUCAGGUGUGUUGGAGCACGGAAACAUCCAGCGUUGUUUGAAAUACAGUUUUCUUUUUGUUGCUAUAAUCACAUGGAUGUAGUCACAGGGAAAGAACAGAUAGAUGUGUCCUUACUCCUGUCCUGGAACAGGAGUCAGGACUGUGUAGUAUUGCAAAAAGUACUUCUCUUAAAAUGUCUUGAUUUAUUUCAUCAUGGGCACAGUGCAUUUAUGUCAUACUAGCUAAGUUGAUUCUUGACAUGUCCUGGAAAAGUCCCGGAAAAGGAGUCCCAGAAAAGACUGGGAACCUACUUAGUCACAAUCUGGUGAAAACAACUGAAAUGAGCAGGUUAUAACAGCAUAUUGAGCUCUGUUGCCUUGAGAAAUAUUUAAGUAAAUAAGUGAAUUUAACAACAGUGAAUGUAUUAAUCUUGAAAAACUGAAAAACUGAGUAUAUGACAGAUGUAUCAUGUUUGCUUCCAUACUAUUGCUCAGUGUUGUUGGUGCUGUUGGAUCAGCCUCCUGGGUAUGGCAGGGAGCUGUUUCCAAGACUGAAACUUUGUUUUGCUCUGAAGGAGGAGCAUCUGGCUGUGUUAACUCCAUUGUCAGGUGUAGUUUGUUUUCAGGUCCCUUGAUAAAUCUUUGGUUCCCCUGUGGCGGGUGAAGUACAUUACUGAGUCAUCAGCAGUGUUGGGAUUGGAUGACAAAGUGACGAGACCCCGAACCAAACUGGAUCUCGGAGAAAAUUCAAUACCAAUUUGAGAGGAGAAAAAUUUGCUGCUUACCUCUGAGGCAGCUGAAGUAGUGGUUUAUUGAGCUGGAGUGAGGGAGCAAAAUCUCUUCUACGUGGACUGAGUAACGAUGCUGCUGAUCUGACUGUUCAGAGGUAUUUGGAGGGCUGCUCUCAUAGACAUAAAACACGUGUUCAAGAGUUGUUUUUGGAGUAGAUCACCCCAGUCUCAGAAAUGAUGUUCUACUACAUGCGUUGCAGAAAGUUCUUUCAAUGACCAGAGUCAGAAGCAAAGCAUUAGACUUAUCAAACGUGGGGACAAACCAACUAAGGACUUAACUCUUUUAGCAACUCUCUGUAUCGCCCCCUUUCCAAACAAAAAUAUAGACAGUAAUUAGCUAUAAACUAACUGUGGUUAAAUGUUGAGAGUGACUAUAAUCACAGCAGACCUGACACUGUGACUGUAGAUAUCUAUUCCAGUGUUAAACCUCUAUGAAUUUCUGCAGGAUAUGAGAGCCUCUAACACCAGCCACCCUGUUUAAAGAAAUGACACAGAGGAUGAAAUGCAUCCAAGCAGGGAAUUAAGGAGGCAGCUAAUGAUAUGGUUAUCACUGCAGUAUUCAGUGGGUGAUCUUUGGCAGUGGGCGUGUGGAUGCAGCACACAGAACCGGUGAUUUGAGGUGUGGGUGGGAAGCCAAUUCAAGACAUCAAACGGGCUCCUCAUCAAAGUCCUCUUCUUCCAGUCAGAAGUUGGAUGCAUAUUUAAUGGUGCCCGAGCUGCGAUGCUGCAGAACUUAACUCCAACACAGCGUCAGGCGGUGUUAUAAUGAUGCACGGCAACUCUUGUUUGAUGCACACAAUUUACUGAUCUUUUUUUAAAAAGUAGCAAUAAAUGACAUUGUGUUUAUAUAUAUUUGAAAAUACUGACUUGAAAACUUGUUUUCAGGCCAUAAUGCCACUUUUCUAUUGAUAUACCCAUUUGAAGUAAUCAAGGUCUCUACAAGAACCCAGAGGCUGCGUGACUUCACUCUCGCUCUCAAAACUUUAUUCAGUUAUUUCACUCCUAACCAUCAUGACUGCUAUUUUGUGCUCACUGUGUUUAAAGCUCCUGUGAGGAGCAUUGAAAGGUUCUGGAAACAGACUGAAAUUAACAACGUUGCUUGUUAAUGACUAGCAAAGGCAAACAAGGCCAGCCACCAUGAGCAGAGCAAUUUCUGUGUUGUAAUUUUCACACCUGUAGGUGCUGGGAAGAGGGUAGGUGUCAGACCGCCAUGCAAAAGAAGUCUUUUUUUCUUUAUUUUACAUUUUCCACAACAUGUUUUUUUUCCUUUCUUUCUUCUUUGUCAAGAUUAUUUUUAGGGCUUUUGUUGACAGGACAUUCUGACAGAGAAUGGAGAUAGUGAGAGGCGAUGACGCGCACUCAAUCUUGCCGAGAUCAAGAAUUGAUCCUACGACAAGCGCAACGAGGACUGCAGCUUACUGGAUUACAGCAGGAGCAUGUUUCAUUCAGACCACCCCCCUUUUGUCAGACCCUGUGUGACCCCCAAAUUGAUUGAUAAGCAACUGCGGUGUAAAAGUUAUAGCAGUACAAGUCAUAACAAGAUGCACCAAACUUAUCGUGCCCUUAAGCGCAUGUCCACUUCUGAUGAAUACAAGCAUGAGAAAGAUGACUGUCCAUCUGGGUCAGCACUGCCUCUGCAUGCUCUGAGUCUGAGAGUGAGGGGACAACAUCAGAUACAAAUUGGGGAAAUGCAACACCUGCACAAAAGAAACGUUUACCUGCCAUGCAGAUGUUAUAAAUGAUUAGAAAAGGUACAGUUAUUUAUGGGUAUGAACAGAAAUUGCAAUGUAUUGGUCCUCUCUUUCCAUAUAGCUGCUGGUCAGUGAAAAAAGCAUCACUCCACCUAUGCAAACACGGUUGUGAGAUUGAGGGCAAUAAUUAUGCAGCAGAUAUGCAGACUCUAAAUUCCCUUAGAUGGAAACACUUAACUUCCCCCCGACUGCAAACAGCUGGUACACAGACAUAGACGGUGUACCAUCAAGUUGAUGGGUAUUGAAAUAGACAUUUGAGGCUGUUGUUAGAUAGUGUUUGUAAAAAGCCUUGUCACUGAGAUAAAUAGUAGGGGUGGGAGAAAGAAUCAAUACGGCAUAGUAUCGCAAUACUUUGUCUGGUGAUAUAUGGUAUCGCCUCAUUGACUAAGUAUCGAUUUUUUUCAAAUUAAUUGCUAAUAUGAAGUCAAAUGUACGAUAAUGGACAAAUAAAAUCAACUGGUUAUCCGGUGAGGUUGGCAGAGGUGACAUCAUAGAGCAGGAGAAAGUUAGUGCAACAAAUAUAGCAGCACCUGGAGAAAGACAUUAGCAAUGCAAGCAGAGCACAAAUAAGAUGGACCUGACACAUGAGGUUUGUAAGAUGUGUUCCAUGAAAAUAAAAUACUGUGUAAAUAAGACAAACAUAAAGGAAAGACAAAUGCUAAAUUAGCCAAACUUUAUAAGGAAAAAAAGAAACUGUUAUAAGAAGGUAACAAAUACAGAACAUGAUGACUUUGAUGUAAAACACUUUUCCUACACGGAGUCUGCAGCAGCUUUGCUGCAACAUAACUAUGCAAGGUUUUUAUUAUGUUGUUGUACACUCUCAGACAAUUCAACUGAAGCUCUUUCUGCCAUUUCAUUCAUUGUAUUACCCUGCAAAAUAGUUUUCAAAUAGCAUGCAUGGGAAAAUGAUGAUAUACCCAAAUACUAAUUUAUCUAUAAAUGACUCUUAACAGCUCAAUAAGUAAAGCAUCAUCAGCAGUUUGACUUCAAAAUGAGAAUAACCAAAAUGUUCGGUUGCAAAACAGCAGUGAAAAGACUGUGUACUUCCCCCUUUCCACCUUUUUCAGCCCAUCUGUUCAGAGUUCCUCACUUCACAGUUCCUCAAAGUCGACCGAACUUUCUCCCUGCGCUGUGUUUUGGAUCCAUUUUUUUCAUCAUUUGUUCCUCAUUUUGCUAUUUAACCCGUAUGAAAAAAAGUGUGUUAUUCUGAGGUCCAUUAGUGUGGCCUGUUGCUCUGGGUGUGUUUUCCAGCCGAUAAGAUCAGAGUCAGGGAGCUUGUUUGCAGCAGUAACAAGAAAAGUGUCAGGCUGGUCUUUGGUCCUGCAGUGAGCGUUUGAUGCUGGUCACUUUGUGAGAGAUGUGUGAGAAUGUGUGGGUUACAUGAAGCUGAUAACACAUUCUGUUUGAGCACAUUGAAGUUGUUGCGCUCUGGUAUUCUGAGAUCUGUUGUAUUAAUUUGCAUGUGCAGUAUUGUACCCUGAUAAUGUGAGGUUUAAAGCACAUCCCGAUUUGUUUGACUGGAGCUGCACAUUGAAGUGGUUUGCGUGGGAGUGUGUUUAAGCAAACGGCUCCCAUAUUGAAAUCACAGAAGUCAACAUUGCAGCUUUGGUUCCUUACUUUCCUGAAUAAAUAUACAGAAUGUUUAUUUAUGUAUCAGCUGUUUCCUCUCUUCCCCGAGCUCUUGUCUGAUCUGUCUCUGUUUUCUCUCUUUACUCCUCCAGGUGAACGAGUUAAGUAACGUGCCUGUACCAGUAAUGCUGAUGCCAGAUGACUUUAAAGCCUACAGUAAGAUCAAAGUGGACAACCACCUAUUUAACAAGUAGGUGCAUCACAGCGGUGUCAGCUCUAUCCAUUAAGGCCACAAUCUGCACUCUUAGUGUAAACUAGUGGGUCACCUGACUGCUCGAGUUGAAAACAACAGCUGUCACUCCUAAAUGACUGGAAGAUUUCCAUUUUUCUCAAGCAAUUAAAUCACAUGUGUGUCAUUUAUGAGCCCUUAAAAAUGACCAGUCUUGCCAGAAGCCACACUCUUUACUCAUGCACUUUGAUUUUCUGUGAUGCUGAGUUCAGAAAAAAGUGUGUGCUGUUUUCAGUAUCUUCACUGGUGUCGCAUUCUGCCACAAUAUAGAUUCUGCUGUACUGUCAUCAUCACCACCAGUUUAAACACAGGUGUACUUUAGUGAACACAUGUUUUAAAUGAAGUGCAUACAGACCAGAGAUUCCCUUCUCCUGACACAGAUGCAGCCACUGUGGCGUAUGAAAAAAGACGAGUGACACUUUAGAGCAGAACUAAACUCACUAACCAAAGAGUACCGCCCUAAACCUGGUGUUAACACGGGUGUCAGCAGAAAACAGAUUGAAAAAAAGGUGUUCGUUUUACUCCAAGUUUGAUGCCAACAUAUGAAAGCACUGCAGGAGUUUGUGUGUGUGUGUCACAUCAUGUGCCAGAGGUAGUUAUGACUCGGGAGUCUUCAGUCCAGAUCAUGAGAGGAAGCUGGUUGUGGUUGUGAUUAGUAGUCAGAGUUACUACAAGGACUCCUGACGUGUUUUGUAGCUCUGCUAAAAUGUGGUUCAUGAAUAAUUCAUGAAAACACACUUCACUUCUUAAACAUUUUGAACAUAAAAGUUUGCAGUUUUGGAGUCGCUCAGGUACUUUAUUCUGAAACAUUUCACCUCUGAUGUGUUUUUCACAAUAAAAGUCCCCACUUUUUAGGUCGUUGGAAAACUUUUCUCCUGAAACAGCCAUGUCAGGAAAUGACGUGGUUUAAUCUAGGACUGGGCGAUGAAACCAAAAAUUUACAGAUACUGAAAUUUACGUCAAUAAGCGACGUCAUUUUGCUCAUGUCGGUAAAUUCAGUGUCAGAAAACAAUAAAUAAAUAAAUGAAAGUUGGUUUUGGAUGUGUGUAGGUAGGCUAUGGUCUCAUGUCAGAGACGUCACUCCACCCCAUCCAGUCCGAUGGAGGACUGUUCAAAAGUUGUAGCAGCUGGAGCGGUGGCUGAAGUAGACGAAGUUAAAGUGGGAGGGGGUGAGCAGCUUGUGAAGAAGUUAUUGUCCAUUUAUCGUUAUCGAGUUGAACUGCUCAAUGUAUCGUGAUAUUGAUUUAUCACCCAGCCCUAGUUUCAGCUGUAGUAACUUGUGCAAGUCAACCGGUCCACCACAAUUAAGUACGGGGUUCGGAAGAUUUGGAUCACAUAGAUCCAGUGAGUCGCAACUACUUACAGAGAAUUAAACACACAGGUCAAAGGUCAUAGCAAGUGAACAACACACUCUUUUCAUCAUAUAGUGUUACAGAAAAUUUUCUCUGCAAAACCAAAAAACGCCCACCCCUAUUCAGUGUCAGUGACAGUGAGGAUAUAACUGCAGGAUGAACACUGAAAGUGAUCUCUAAUGACAUCCUCUGGUCUCUGACGGCUAUGAGAAGAGGAUAAUCCGGAUAAUUGGCGGUGGCACGCAUUAAUUUUGUCAUUGAACCAUACAUUUUUAGUGAGAAUUUUAGGCUGACAGUCAAUAAUAUCAACCUCUGGAUAGUGUGAUUAAAGAAAGACACAGUCCACAAGUCCUGGUUAGAGUACUUGUAUGCAUGCAUGUCCACAGCAAUAGAAAUUGGCCUUUGUGACAAUGACGUGUUUUUGUCUGCUGCACUUUUCUGUGUUUCUCACCCAUCCUACUUGCUGACUGUGUUUCACCAAGCUUAGAGUUCACCAGUCGCGCAAACAUAUUCAGAGAGAAGAGCUCAAAACUAAAGCAGAUUCUGUUUUCGUUCUUCUUCCUCAUUUUCAGUUACAAGCCUCUGAGUCUCUGACUGUGAAUUUGCUGACUGUGUGCGACUCUCUGUCUCUUUCCUGUCAGAGAAAACCUGCCUAGUCGUUUUAAGUUCAAAGAGUACUGUCCCAUGGUGUUCCGAAACCUGAGGGAGAGAUUCUGCAUCGAUGACCAGGACUACCAGGUGAGAGGUCUUUCCAGGGUGGAAGAUGUAAACAUGAUGAGAUGAAUUAGAUUAUUCAUGAGUGACGUGAGAAUGUAUUUGCAUUUCUUUAUGGCAGAACUCGCUGACAAGGAGCGCUCCACUCAACAGCGACUCUCAGGGUCGCUUUGGCAACCGCUUCCUGUCCAGCUACGACCACCGCUUUGUAAUCAAAACCGUGUCCAGUGAGGACAUCGCUGAGAUGCACAACAUCCUAAAGAAAUAUCACCAGGUAGAGAUACCCCUCUGAUCACCACACACACACACACAACACACACAGAAAGAGGAGGCAGAGUGUGUAUGACUCAGUACUUCAAUAUCGGUAAUGUGGUCAAAUGUUGGGUAUGAUUAAUAGUUUUUGUUCUUGUUCAGCCUCUGACAAGCUCAUAUUGUCUUAGUGUUCAACAGCAUUACGUAAAGCAUCCCUGCAGAGAUGGACCUGUUUGAGAAAAACACAGAUUUGACCGUGCCGAACACAGUAUUUGUUUAUAUGCUGCUGCAUCGUUAAUUACUUUGCUUUGGGGCCGUGACUUCUGUGCUUUUUAACUCCUGGAUUUUUGCUUGUGAAAAACAAACAAACAAACAAAAAGUGAGUAAAGCAGAAAUGGACCAGCUCCUCAGUGCUCUACAGGGUAAAAUCACUUUUCUUCAUGAAUGGAGUCAGUACCUUUUCUGGUUUCCAAAAACUGGACCUUAAUCUUUAUCAAAAAAAGUCUCUGGUGUUGGACACAUGGAGUAACAUUAUCUGACCUAAACAAAUACUUGAAUGAAUGCACUUCGAUCAGGUGCAUUUUAUCCACGAGGUUAGAGACUCCUGCUGCAGGAAACACCUUCUGCAUCUGUUCUCCAAACCUUUUUUCUUUACCUGUCAGUCAUUUAGACCCCGACGUAUUUAAAACAGGGCUACAGUUUCCUCAUUAAUCUCACGGUUCACUCUUCUGCAGCUCCAGUCCAAGUGAAAAAUGUAACAGCAUGCACUACAGGAUGGGAAAAAAAAACAACCAACAGUCCCUUUGUUUUACUCUCGAGUCACGUUUGUAUGUAAAUGAGGCAGGACUGUGGAGAUGCUGUUGUUUCCAGUAUUAAUCAGUUUUCAUACUGUAUAUUUGAUUCUUCACUCCCACUCUUAAUGCUCCACUCUCUGCUUUGAUUGCCUCCAGUUUAUCGUGGAGUGUCAUGGCAACACGCUGCUCCCUCAGUUCCUGGGCAUGUACAGGCUAACGGUGGACGGGGUGGAGACGUACAUGGUGGUAACCCGGAAUGUAUUCAGCCAUCGCCUCACCGUGCACCGCAAAUAUGACCUAAAGGUAGGAUGUCACUAUAAACUUCAUGCCUUGUUUUCCAAAGAAGUUGUUCCCAGCUUUCUGAGUGUUUUCUAUUAACCGUUAACUUUACAUAUGAUGUACUUGGAAAUGAGUUGCUUCAGAAGAUCUCCACUGUUCACAUCUGACAGACUCUGCUGACACGCUCUCCUAUCUGAAUCUAAACAAGCACUAAAGACAGUUGAAUCAGUCACUUUGGAGCAUCCUGAUUGAAAACAAUAUAACUACACAGGCUGUCAAAGGGCAAAUUAAUCACCAUAGAUAACGUUUCAACAUUUAUUCUGGUGGUUUAAGAUGAAGCAACGGAGACUUGAGGCUUUAUGACAGUAUGUAUAUCUAUAUAUAUCAUGGAUUUAUAUGAAGAUCAUGUUAUCUCCCCUUUUGAUUCUAAAAGUGUGCAGUAUUCAUUUAAAGCAGUAGUUCUUAAGUCCAGUCCUCGAGGCCCACUGUCCUGCAUGUUUUGAAUGUUUCCCUGCUCCAACACACCUGAUUCAAAUGAUUAGCUCGUUAUCAACCUCUGCAAUGGCUCAAUAACGAGCUAAUCAUUUGAAUCAGGUGUGUUGGACAGUGGGCCUCGAGGACUGGACUUGAGAACCACUGAUUUAAAGGACAAUAUCACAGGUUUUUUUUUUUUUCAUCACAGUCUAUUUACAGUUGUUUUGGGAGCAUCUCUGCAUAUGUGAUAAAAGUUUUAUAAAAAGUACUAAGUGGCUCCAAAGGGAAAUGUGUGAAGUCAGUUUAUCACCUUAAGUGUUGUACUUAGCCCACUCAUCAUCUCUCCUGCAGGCUAGUCCAUGCAUUUAUAAUUAAGACUUGGGUAUCACAGGGACCAUAAACCACAAAGAGAGCAGACAGCCCGCUUCAAACUGUUAGCAAGUGUAUGGACUAAAAAGCUACCUGACUCUGAAACAAGGUUUUGCCAGGUGGUCUGGGUGUGAGUGAAUCAGAACCAGAAUAAGAGUCCAGUUUGAGACCAAUGAACAGAGAUGUAGAAUAAGAAACGCUGGUAAACAUCAGCACUCUUCCUGUCAGGGCACCUAAAUCAACUUGGCAUGGCAAACCCUCAUCUCUGUCCAUUGUUGAGAGGUAUUGUGGGUAGUGUAGGCACUACCUUUUUGACAACUGAAGAAAACAGGAUUUUCUAGGGCUGGGUGAUAAAUGGAAAAUUCCCUGAUACCGAAAUUUCAGACAAUAACCAUCAUUUUGCCCAUGUCAAUAUAUUUGUUGUGAAAAAAUAAAUCACUAUAGGUUGGUUUUGGAUGUGUGUAGGUAGGCUAUGGUCUUGUGUCCCUUUAAGACGCUGUUCUAUAUCGGAGACGUGACUUUACCCCAUCCAGUUUGUAACAAAGAAGGAAAGACAGGUGAGGAGAUGGAGGGCGGUUCAAAAGUUGUAGUGGCUGAAGUAGACGAAGUUAAUGUGGGAGAGGGUGAGCAGCUUGUAGCGUAGUCAUCGUCCAUUUAUCGUUAUCGAGGUGAACUUCUCAAUAUAUUGUGAUAUUGAUUUGAUGCCAUAUCGCCCAGCCCUAUGAUAUUCUGUGUGUUAGAUUCUGUAGGAGGUCUUCCUUCUGUUUCUGUGGGUUGCUACAGUAUUCACUUCCCUGUUUAUUUGCUUGUGUGGCUCUGAGAAGUACCCCUGUGCGGUAAUGUGUAUUUUCACUCUACACAUUGGUGCAUCGGGAGUGUGUGCUCUGUGUUUCACUUCUGUUUAACCUGAGUAAAACUUUACAGUUGUUUCAUCUGAUGAUAUAAAAAGAACCCUCAUAAAUAUUAAAGUCAAGAAGCAGCACUGUUUUCUGGUUGUACUACUUCACAACUUUGUUGCAGCCUAAAAUAAACAGUCGCUGGGUUGUGAUUUAAUUUCUAGCAUGGCUCAAAUCAAUCAGCUAUAAACCAUUGAGUGAGUUUUUAGAUUUGGAUAGAGAGAAAUGUGCAUGUCCGUGAAUUUCAAUCAGGAGGAGUUUUAUGUGUCCUUGUAAAAUCCAGGGGGGGAUGACAAAUCCAGCUCAUUGGAUUAAGAGUUUUGGGUUUGUGUUAAAUAUUUCCAAACCAGUAGUUCUUGCGCAGUGUGCUCGCUGCAUUUUUACUUCUUCCUAAAAAUAAUCAUUCAAAGCAUGAGCCUCCUCUUCUCUUGCCAAGUAUCCUCACGAGAAAGCAGCCUUACCUAUCCAGUAUUGACAGUUUAAAAAGAAACUGUCUGAGCAACAGUGGGUAAUGUGCUAACAGUGCGUUUGAUGCAUCUUGAGCUGUUUUCACUGGAGUCUAUUUUCAUCUUAUUUUCUCUCUCUCUCUCUCUCUCUUUUUAAGGGUUCUACAGUCUCCAGGGAAGCCAGCGACAAGGAGAAGGUGAGUUUUAUUUCUGUUCAGCGAUGUUCGCUGACAUGAUGAGACCAAAAUAAAUACCCUCAGCUCAACUCAGAGGCAAACCUGUCAAAUAUCAAAUGACAGGACACAAAGCUACAAGGAUACAAGACUCUUAAUGCCAUGAUGCAGAUGUGCAAGGACAACAGUAUAACGUAACCUGACGGUUACUCCAUGUGUUAAAAAUGUAGAAAAAAGCUUGAAAAAAAUACAAAAAACUGAAAACAACAUUGUCAAAAUUCAGAAAAACUCUACCUUGUGGUACCUUGUUGCUAUGGCAUUAAGCCAUUGUUGUGUAAUCAUGCUCUGUUGGAGUACUACUCAAGGUUUGUAUGGUUAUGGAAACCUGGAGAAGUCUGAGAACCUUAAAUGAAUUCAAAUCCAUCCCUAAAAAAAUGUUUGGAAAAGUGAAUCAAAUUGGAAAGAUUAUGAACAUUUGCUUUUAACCACCUGAAUGGAGGAGUUUUUAGUCCUAUUUUUCAUAUACACAAAAACAUUUUCAUGACAAGUCACACUGAAGUCAAACUAACUUCACAGCAAAACUGUGGAUGGGUCCAGACUAAUAAAUGACAACAGACAAUAACUAGCUUCAUGUUUAUGAAGCCAGACUUCAUUUUUUCCAGUGAGGACAGGAUUCUUCAAAGAAACUGUCUUCAUCUUCAUCUUUUUAUCUUCUUUUUUACAUUAGAUUACACUUAUCCCAACCAUUUAUAUCCUGCCCUUUGUUACAGUUGGAGAUGUAAACCAGCAUUUAUUCCAUUUCAUUAUUGUCUUUUUCAGGCGAAAGAACUCCCAACUUUUAAAGACAAUGACUUCCUGAAUGAAGGUCAGAAGCUGCAGAUUGGAGAUGACAACAAGAAGUACUUUUUGGAAAAACUAAAACGGGACGUAGAGGUGAGAAGCACAUUCAGCACUGCAUGUUACAAUGGCAAAUAAAGGUUGAGUCAUUCAGAAGUCCAAAUAUUAUGAAUAUGAAGUAUCAUGGGAAUAAAAUCAUGGUGACGUUGUAGUUUUAGUAUACAGGGAGCAAAUGAGGGAAGGUACUAGAGCUUCUGAUGAAGUUGUACUUAAGUAACAGUUCAGAUAAAAUUGUACGAGAAGGUUGGCUUUCAAUACAGUGGAUCAAAAAAGUAUUUGGCAGCCACUGAUUCUGCAAGUUAUCCCACUUAAAAAGAUGAGAGAGGCCUGUAAUGUUCAUCAUAGGCACACUUCAACUGUGAGAGACAGAAUGUCAAAGAAAAUCCAGGAAAUCAUGUUGUAUGAUUUGUAAAGAAUUUAUUUGUAUAAAGGUGCAGAAAAUAAGUAUUUAGCACCUAUAAAUAAGCAAGAAUUCUGUCCCUAACAGACAUGUUACUUCUUCAUUAAGAAGCUCUUUUAUCCUCCACUCGUUACCUGAAUUAUUAGCACCUGUUUGAACUCAUUAUCUCUAUAAAUGACACCUGUCCACACCCUUAAACAGUCAGACUGCAACCUCUCCACCAUGGCCAAGACUAAAGAGCUGUCUCUCAUCUGUUUAAGUGGGACAACUUACAGAAUCAGUGGAUGCCAAAUACCUUUUUUGCCCCACUGUAUCCUUGUCUAAUCGGCAUCAUGUGGGUGAUUGUUGACUAAAUGAACAGCUUCGUUCUUGUAACAAUUACUUUAAUUAGGGUGACCAUACGUCCUCUUUUACUUAAACAUGUCCUCUUUCUUUGGGGCUGUCUGGCCUUGUCCAGGGAAGUUUAUAAAAUCCUUCAAAUAUCCGGGAUUUUGUAUAGAAGUUUUGAGUUUGUGUCAUGUGGACUUAAUGAGAUAGAAGUGCGUGAAAGACACUCGAACCCGACUUGAAAAACUCUCAAAAUUAACUUUGUGCGACUCUGUGACUCUGCCCCUGCAUAGUUGUGUUCUCUUUUUGGGGAUUUAGAAUAUGGUAACCCUAUUUUAAUCACUCAAGGACUUUUAAAAUCUUUUUUUUCUUCUUCAUGUGGCUCUAAAACUCUGUUGUGUAUGCAAAAAGCAACCUCUAAGAUUAAAAGAGGAUCAAUAGUUUAGGCUGUAAAUAUCGGUAGAUCAAUAGAGUUCCCAAAAUUCUCAGUUUUAGGGGCUCUGAUGAAAACACAGUAGAAGAGUGGACCUGUGGCGUGAAUGUAGCAAAGGUUAGCAUUGCAGAGUGAGACCAAACAGCACAACAGAGACAGCUUUCAGAGAUAUUGUUCAGACUUAUAUUUUCACGUUGCAAAAAAUUACAAAACAAUAGGAUCUUGCAUUGUAUGAAUCGUUCUUGUCUCCUAUGCCCUUGUCAGUUCCUGGCCACCCUGAAGAUCAUGGACUACAGUCUCCUGGUGGGCAUCCAUGAUGUAGACCGGGCGGAGCAGGAGGAGAUGGACGUGGAGGGCACGGGAGAGGAGGAUGAGUACGAGAACGACGGGAUGGGAGGAGGUGUGCUCACUGGCUCUUUCGGCACUCCUCCCGACAGCCCUGGAAACCCUCUCAACUGUGGGGGGUUCUUCGGCCCUGGGGAGUUCGACCCCUCCGUGGAUGUUUACGCAAUCAAGAGCCACGACAGUGAGGAUGGUCUUUAUCUUCCUUCUGACUUUGUGAACUUUGCUGUGGCUCUAGACAAAGCAGUGAUAGCUGAUUACAUAAAGGAAAAGUAGGUUCUAUGUUCUUAUUUUCGCACAGACACACAAAGUAAGGUUGAACUAUUUAAAGCAGCCAACUUCAAACUAAGGAGUGGAACAGACUAGGAGUGGCCAAAUCUGCAGUCGUCAUAAAUAAUAAUAGAAAUAUGUGUCACUCAGAGCCACACCAAAACAAAAUAAACCAUUGAACCCUGUGAAUUUAAUUCAAGGUGAGAGUUACCUCUGGUGCUGUGCUGCUCUCCUUCCAGGUGCUGUGAAGAAGGAGGUAUACUUCAUGGCUAUCAUCGACAUCCUCACGCACUAUGACGCUAAGAAAAAAGCUGCACAUGCUGCCAAAACUGUGAAACACGGGGUGAGUGCAAAGACCGCGUUAGGAUCCUUCAGUCUGUGGCUACAUGGGAUGAGAACAGAAGAGGAAUGAGUCCAAAAAUAAUCCUUUUGAAAUGAAAAGGGCAUUCUGAAACAAAUAAGCAUUAAAAAUACACAAAUUAGUGUGUAUUGCAAGAAUUUGGCGUCCCAGCGCAGGGAUUAAGUUUUACUAUUUUCAGAUUAAUUUCCUCACUAACAGCUCUGCCUGUUUUUUGGGCCAGUGUUCUUUGUAUUUAUCAACACAAUAUGUGCUGAUUCCUCAUGUCCAAAUCCAAGUAAUGCUUGAGAGGAAGACUCAAGUGACUGAAGAUGGUUUACAACACUGCCACCUAGUGAUGAGCUGUUGAAACAACACAGAGGAGGCGAGUGUUUUUGUUUGUGGUAACCGUCUCGCAAAAUAUAAUAUUAUUCAACUACAGUGUAUUCUAUUACAGUCAUAUACAGUACAUAGGUUAAAAAGCAUAAAGAAGCAGUAAUUCUAACAAAGUUAAACAAAUGAAAUCUAUUCAGUCAUCUCAUCUGUUUCUAAGUAACCGGAUUUCAUAGAUAGAUAGAUGGAUAGAUACUGAAGAUAUCUAUAGGUAUCUAUAGAUACAUAGAUCAUGAUGUGAAACUUGCUCUUUUAUUUCUAGUAUAUUCAAACAUCUCCAAACAAGUUCAGCAACCAGAAUUAUUCUGAGAUAAAAUCUUUAUCAGGAGUUCAUGCUGACGUCGUCUGCAAGAGAGCAGCAUGAUGAAAAAAUGAAAUGACUCAAAUUCAAACAACAGAAAUUCAACAAUGCUUAUAAGUGAGUGAAGUUACCAACAGAUAAUACAAAUUCAAAUUUGAUGCAUCCACAAGUUCAGCUUUACAAAAAAAUGUUAGUCAGAGUGUUAGAAGACACUACGAUGAGGAAGAUUCUUUAUUGAAAAAAACUUUAGCUGAGUAAUCAGCUUGGGCAUUUUGGUUCCUUUCCUACAUGAUUUCAAAAAGAGGAACAGAUUAUUUUUAAGGGUUAUUUUUAUUUUGCUUUCAUUUCCCUUAUUCAGCAAACAGGACUCAGCUGCUGAUAGAGAAUGAAACUGUUUAGAAAGAGUGGUGGUAUGCAACAAAAGACCAGGGUCAGAUUGGAUUCUGGACCUGCCUUUGCAGUUCAUCUGAUACCCUGGAAACAGCAAAUUUUAAGAUACCAUUCUUGUUUUUUCUCUGGGCACCCACAGGCAUGAAUGUCAUACACUAUUUUGUUGUUAAUUUUAUUAUAUUGAGAUGGUAUAUGAUUACACUAUUAGAAAUUUGAUCAUUAAGGGGAACAAAAUCAGGUCCUCAGGUCAGAGCGUUAGUGAUAAUCCAAAAUAUCAGAUUAUAAACCAUGAGGUGAAAAUGGUUUAAGAUACAGUAUGUAAUAUUUUGCAGCAAUCAGCAAACAGACCUGGCAGAAAGUGAUUACAGUUCUCACAAGUUUGUUGAAAUGAGUAAAUAAUCUCCUGAAAUUGUUUUGUUUUUGUUUACUUUAGCUGAGCCCUUGAUUUCUGCAUUAGGGGCAGUAUUUUAAUGAAGGAUCUCCCAUUUCUACACUGAACUUUUAACAUUAACCAUGAAUUAUGAUGAAACCUCAUGAACCAAAACUAUACUUCUGAGUCUGGAAUACAGCUCCCAUAAUGCAUCCUAGAAACACUUUAUCUGGGAAAGAUGGAGUCGAAUCAGGGAGAGCACUUAUCCAAGGGGGGCUAGAUUGAAUACUUCAAAGAUGAACAGAAGCAGCAUGAGUAAGACAUCAAUGACUCAUGACUUCAUUCAUUUUAUUUUCCAAAUUUAUGUGAUGUUGAUCAAUCGGAGCCUCCACAGAAGAAAACAUAUUUACAGGAUCUCUGCAGGUUCCAACAAGUCAAAUUUAUGACUUUUUAUUAAAGACUUUUGAAAGACCACAAUGAACACAAUUUAAGACCCAUUUAACAUCCAUACUGGCAAAAAGUAUAAAAGACAUUAAGGGAAAUCGGAACAUUUUACAUAACUUCAAAUCAAUCUAUAUUCCUAUGGCUCAUUAUUUUUUUUUGUAGUAGAGUUGAUAUAUUUUUAAGACCUUUCAAAAUCGCAUUUAAGACAGCAGAUACCCUGAGUUUAAGACUGGAAACAGUUGCAGAAGAUGAUCAAUUGUUUUGUUGUGCUUAUAUUUCAUGUCUCCUUCCAUCCAUGUUAAUUUCUGCUGUUUGUUUGUUUUUGUUUCUCAGGCGGGAGCCGAGAUCUCGACGGUGAACCCGGAGCAGUACUCCAAACGAUUCUACGAGUUCAUGUCCAACAUCCUAUCAUAGACUCAUCUCCCAUCCCUCAGUCCAGCCUUUCUCUUCUGUCAUAGAUCUGUCAAACGCUGCGCACUUAUUUCUCUCCUCACCUCAGCGUAGGUCCAUCUCCCCCCUCUGCCUCUCCAUCCCCUUUUAAAAAAACAACAAAAAAACUACCAUCGUACUCCGACAGACGGCACUAGUCUGGCAGGAGGGACUCAUCAAGCCUGUUACACUUUUCCACACAAACCUCCCUCGUCCACUGCAAGGAAAACUUGUGAAUUCCCUCCCUGAAUUUGGAUCAACAUCCUGAUAAUCUCCCUCUUCUUUUUUAAAAGUUUCUGGCUCCCGAUCCGCCUCAGCCACCUUGUUACUUCUCACGCCAGCACGGAAACUGUCUCACUAAUGCCUUGAACGAGUGUCAGCUUCAGCAGUUACCAGUUUGUUAGUAGAGUCUCUUUGGUUUCUGUUAAUGUCGUUGUUGUUCUUCUUAUGAUUUCUAUUAGACACAAACACACACCGACACACACAUACACACACAGAUGUAAACAACUCACACAGAUGCUGAAUGGUCAGAUUGCAUGACAAACUUUUUGACAGUCGCCAUCAGACUUCUCUGUCUGUAACAACAGGAAAAAAACUCAAACUUCUGCUGACUAAUUGGAAGAACAGGGGAUAACACAUUAAUAUAUAAUGGUGUAUUAAGUAACUGAAUGCAAUAUCAAAAAUGCAUGGCUGAUGUGUACAUGAGACUCCACCAGUAAGUUGAAACAUCAAACCACUGAACUUAGCAUCUGAGUGUUAUGACUUAAAUGACAAAAAGCAGAAAAAAAAACUUGGUGUUUGAAUGUUACGUUGCCAUAUUGUUUUUGAAUAUUUUUGAAAUUUUAACCGUGAGCUUGGUGGAGGUUGGUCUAAGAAAAAAAAACUCACAUAAAAAGGGGAAUUCUGCAGCAAAUACUUGUUUUAUUACCAUAAGGAUCAUUUUUAUAUCUUGUUUACAUUAAUGUAGCAAUUUUGUGUUUGUAUACAGUAUUGUUUUGUUACCAACAGACAUUAGAAAAAAAAGGUUACUUGAAAAUGAUUCAUUGCAUAUUAAAGGGAGUUUUAUCUUGUU
Messenger RNA from Xyrichtys novacula (pearly razorfish), 20575 nucleotides. The record is from the annotation of a GenBank genome assembly. NCBI's taxonomy places the organism in Eukaryota, Metazoa, Chordata, Actinopteri, Labriformes, Labridae.